Messenger RNA from Rubroshorea leprosula, 1908 nucleotides. The record is from the annotation of a GenBank genome assembly. NCBI's taxonomy places the organism in Eukaryota, Viridiplantae, Streptophyta, Magnoliopsida, Malvales, Dipterocarpaceae.
ACUGUUAAAAGGCCAGCCUCCGCGGCCCAUUAAGUUUCCCCUACUUUAUUUUCGUUCUCUCUCCUUCCAUCAUCGCCUAUCUCUUUCCUCAAUUGAGAAUUUUCCAAAGACUUUGGAGGGAAGCUCAGCUUCUGCGUGCAGCGAGGCCGUAGCAGUACCAAGAACACGGCAAUCACAACCUCUCCUUAAAAAAGGGUAAAGUGAUUCUUUUUUGGAUUGCAUUUUUGUUCUGUUUUCUUAAAAGGGUCAUCGUGCAAGACAUGGAUGAGAAUAUGAACCAAUUCCAGCAAAGCUUGAUUAUGCUUGAAACCGAAGCUGAGCAUCUGCUUUUAGCCCGCCAUGAGGUCAGUUGGAGAAUAAAGUUCAUCUUUUUUCCCCCUUCCUGAGAAAAUUUGUCAAAGGGAACAGCUCAUUUGAAUUCGUAUCUUCAACCAUUGUGGCAAAUUGUUGGGAUGAAAGUCAAAAUGUGAAAUUAACAGACUACCUUGCCUCGUUCAGCUGGUUGAAAAUGACAAAAUGAGGAAUGGAAACAGGGAGGCACUUACAGCACUGAGGAGGAGAGCUCGGACAACAAAAACUAGUGUUCCAUCCCCUUUUGAGUCAAUAAUGAAGGACAUUGGGGGACCUGGAUCCAGAUCAUUGGUAAAGGAGCUUUGUGCAACCUGUGGCAAUCAUGACUUAAAUGAGCCCACAUGGAUGAUGUUCCCUGGAACUGAUAUGUUUGGAAACAUCCCAUUUCAUGCUUCUCACACUAUUUUGGACACAGAGCAAGCACACCUUGACUAUGAGGCAAAGAAACUGCAAAGCUAUGUCAAAGAGAAGUCAUUUUUAAUAUCAGAAAAGGGAGUUCUUGCUGAUAAGAUCAGUCCAGGUGUGCUCAGAUCCUUAGUAACCUUAGCAGACAAUCCAAAGUAAGUGCAUUAAGUCCCAGAUUGUAUGAUUGAAUCCAUUUUGCAUUUGAGGCAACAGCUGAUAGGGCUGCCAGCUGCAGUGCUAAUAUCAACAGACAAAGUGAUAGACGAGAUGGGAGUUGUCUUUGCUAUAUGUCAUGAUAUAUAUUCAGCACUCUAAUAUUUAGAACACCUAUGGUCUGGCUUUAAUAUGCAUUUGCUCACAGUUGGCUGCCAUUCUAUUACCCAUACUUUGUUUUUUUCUUGCUUUUGAAAUGUGCAUCUAGGAUGGUUGUUUUCUUCUCAUCAAUUGGAAUAACUUUGCUUAGUCUGUUGUUUCCUGUAACUCUUUCUGCACAAGGUUCUGUUAUAACUUAUAUGAUCCAUAUUGUAGCUUAAUAUGUUUAGUUUGCUAGUCUUUCACAUGUACUACUAGUCUUUCACAUGUACUACCACAAUCAUUAGCACAUUAGGUUACAUGUGUCCUCUAUCUUUGCAGUCAAUUGAGUUGUUCCUGCAGUUGUCAUUCCCUUUUUCACAUUGAUACAAUGCAUAGCCUCAUAGAAGGAAGGUGUUGAUUCAGGGACCAUUUUGAUUUCUAUCAAAAGAAGUGUGGAACUUUCGUAGGGACUGUUUAACCAGUUGAAGAUGGCGCAUAGCACCCUUGCUUUCUUCCUUUCAAGUUUCAAGUGGUCCUGUUUUUCCUGUCCUCAUGUGGUCCUCCUAUUCAAUUCUUACCCCCCCCCCCCCCCAGAAAAAGAAAAAGAUGGAAAAGGUUAUAUUGCCUGAGCUGGCAUGAAUGCAACAAGUAUACAUUUCAUUGCUUUAUACAUGAAACUUUUAGAUUGUUUCAGACAUGGUUAUUCGUGAUAGUCUUUCUUCAUAAGUUGCAAAUCCAGUUUCAUCACAGGUUGAUUACUCUUUUUAUGUGACUACGUUGGAUGUAUUGCUUGUCGCCCAUUGCCAUUGAUGUGGAUUCUAGUCGCAGUUUAUGCAUUGACUGACCAUUAGAAUUGUU